GACGAGACGCUGAUUUGUUGCACUGAUAACAACCAGCUAGCUACUGUUAGCUAUCUUCUUGACAAGAAAAUACAGGUUUUUAAUUGUUACGCGCCAUUUUAACUAGCCGAGAUCAAAAUGACCACUAAAAAGAAGCGGUCACCACAUUCACGAAACGACAGAUGGGUUGUUGUUGCUGCAGGUAAAUUAGGCAACUGUAAGUCGCUCUGGAUAAGAGCGUCUGCUAAAUGACUUAAAUGUAAAAAAGUGUAGCUAGCUAACGAACGUUAGUUUACUAGUUUCACUUUCAUCUGUGCAUAACCUAAUAUUGUAAUUCUUAUCUGUGGUAACGUAUAGCAAAGAUUUGUAUAACUAACCUAUCUGUGGUACAACGUUCGCUAGUUAACUAAAUAGAUAGCUGGAAGCUACCUAAAUAGGUAAUUUAGCUAGUUAGUUUAGGUAGAAUGUAAUUUAGCUACUAUAAUGGCGAUAUCAAUGUUGGUUAGUCUUUCCAGCUACUGGUAUCAAGGUAACAAUGGCAGUUGUUGCAUGAUCCAUCAAAGCUGAAAAUCCAUAUUACAGUGAUCUGUACUAGAGUUAGAUCCAUCUUUAUCUAACUGGAGCAGCUCCACUUGCAACAAAGUUUCGCAUCCAGUGCGCUGCAUCCCGCGACAAUAGCAGCAUGUAAUGUGUUUGUGUAUUUCUUUUCCCACACAGACUCCGCCGUGGAAACACCACAGAAAGAUGACAGUGACCCCACUUUCAUCCGGCUUAGGAACCCUUCAACAGGUAGCUAGCUAGCUAUCUAGCGCCAAUAACACAUUUUAAACAGGCACAACGUUAACUACCAAUCAUUCGAAGCAAAACUAUGAAAGUCAAAAGCAUUGAAAUCAUAACCCACUUCUCCAAAGUGGUAGCUAACUUUCUUUCUAUUCUAUCUAGUGAAAUUAGCUAGCUAUCUAUUUGUAAUUUUCUAGAUGCAGCGUCUUUGUACCUGUUGGGCAGUGGUGAUGUGCAGCUGUAUGAGGUCAAAGCCUUCAACGAGGACUUCCACUCCUGGUUCAUUGGCCAGACAGUACAGAGAGGUAAUUUACAAUCAGGUGAUAGGUAGCUAAGCUUGACCAGUCUAGUACGAGGUGUACAUUGUGGUGUUGAAGAUUCAAAUGUUUUAUUUGAUUUUGAACAGAUGGGAGACUUCUGUAUGUCACUCCAAUGGAUCCACUCUACCUGCUGUUGCCCUACUUGAUCAAAGCGGGUAAAGAGGUAAGUAGGGUGGCCAAUCAAAAUCGCAUAUUUUGACCAAUGUGCAAAAUACUAUCUUUAUUGUGUAGAUAAUCCUCUAAAAAACCAAUGGUUCAAACCUCAUGUCUCUAUCAUAAUCCGGUCAAAAGUUAUUGGCGUUUUUACCCUUGUAGGAUGGUCAGAAUUAGGGCAAAUAAAUCAAUGGAGGCCAGAAUAAAGAAGUGGUUAGCUAGGCUGGAUGCUGUGAGAGAUUUAAGGCUACCUGACAGGCUUACCAUUGAACUCUUCAUUUUUCUUUUCAAGUCCGGAGGACAUAAAACAAUAUAGAAAUAAAAUAGAUAUCGAUUUUGAGACAUGACAUAGUAUUUUCAUAUUUUAUUAUACGCUGUUCAUAAUAAUGCAAAGUUUCUGUUCUUUUUUUGAAGACUUCUCACAAAAACAAGCGUAUCUCUGUGAAAGGUCAACGGCGCACUGAGCAUACCCCAAGCUUUUUAUUUUCAAAGCCUUUAAUUCAGCUCAUGUCAUGCAAAUUUUUUGCGACCUGCGGAAACAACUUGGAAGACGACGACCACAAUGUAAAAUCCUCAAAGGUUUUGGCAAUAAAGCUACACCACUCUGUCAACAGAGCUCGGUGCUUAUUAUCGGAUGUAUUAGUUUACGAAAUCAGACUUUUUGGACAUAAUGAUAUGUUAGAGAAAGACCCCACUAAAUGACUCAUAACAUAAGGAAGUGAAAUGUCAUCACCAAAGUGCGUUUUCACCCACUCUGGGCAGAGAGGUAAGGCCAUAUGCACUUUUGAAAUUAAAUUAUUAUUGCAUCUUUAUCUCUCCCCCUUUAUGAUUUCAUCUUCGUCAGUCUUUCUCUCUUUGCAAUCUCUCUUGUCCCCCCAUUGUGAUGUCAUCCAUCGCUCUUUCUUCCUUUUGCGAUGUCAUGUGUCCUUCUCUCUUUGUGAUGUCUACUCUGUCCUCUGUGAUUCCAUCUCUGUCCGGUCAUCGUGAUGACAUAUCAUUCUGUCUUCCUCUCUUUUGUGAUGUCAUCUCUGUCCUAUGUGAUGUAAUCUCUGUCCAGUCAUCGUGAUGACCUUCGGUCCUUCUCUCUUUGCAAGGUAAUUUCUGCCCUUUUGUGAUGUCAUCGCUGUCUUCUUCUCUUUGUGAUUUAAUUUCUCUGUGUUCUGCUGCAGGGGAAGUUCCAGCCCAUGGACCAGGUAGUGAUGGACGAGGACUUCCCAGCAUGCACUAGGCUGCUGAGCUGCACACGCUCCCAGGCCUCGCUGCACCAUGUGGCUGAGGAGAAAGGUCAGAUGUCAAUUUGUUCAGCAGACACAACCUAAUGUUGAAAGUUAAUGUGCUCCUCAGAAACAAUCAACUAUCAAACUCUGAUUACAACCCCCCUCACCCCAAUAAUUAGCUUCUCACUUCUACGUCAGUCUGAAGGGUACAUUAAUGGUUGCUGGAUUAAAUGUGUAUAUCAGAUAAUUGUCAAUGUUUCUGAUUUUCUAAGAAUGAGCUGCACGUGAACACAGUAAACAAGUGUAAUGUUGUGGUCUCAAGUGUAAUGUUGUGGUCUCAAGUGUUAUACAUGCUGUUUGUGCUGCUCCUUCAGAGGUGGGCAGUCUGAAGUAUCACCGCUACAGCCAGGAGAGGACCAUGGAAUGGUUAAAGAAAAAGGUACCCAUUGAGCACUAUGAGCUGCAUAUGCCCAUAUCCUCUAUUGCAGUGGUUCCAAACCUUUUUUGGUUACUGUACCACCAACUGAAUUUUGCUCUGCCUGGAGUACCUCUGAAGUACCCCCUCAUGUGCAUUUUACCAUUAGGCCAUUGGUCUCAUGAGUCUUCUCUAGUACCCCUGUGGAUAGGCCCAGUACCUCCAGGCAUCCUAAUACCCCUGUGGAUAGGCCCAGUGCCUCCAGGCUUCCUAGUACCCCUGUGGAUAGGCCCAGUGCCCCCAGGCUUCCUAGUACCCCUGUGGAUAGGCCCAGUGCCCCCAGGCAUCCUAGUACCCCUGUGGAUAGGCCCAGUGCCCCCAGGCUUCCUAGUACCCCUGUGGAUAGGCCCAGUGCCCCCAGGCUUCCUAGUACCCCUGUGGAUAGGCCCAGUGCCCCCAGGCAUCCUAGUACCCCUGUGGAUAGGCCCAGUGCCCCCAGGCUUCCUAGUACCCCUGUGGAUAGGCCCAGUGCCCCCAGGCUUCCUAGUACCCCUGUGGAUAGGCCCAGUGCCCCAGGCAUCCUAGUACCCCUGUGGAUAGGCCCAGUGCCCCCAGGCUUCCUAGUACCCCUGUGGAUAGGCCCAGUGCCCCCAGGCAUCCUAGUACCCCUGUGGAUAGGCCCAGUGCCCCCAGGCUUCCUAGUACCCCUGUGGAUAGGCCCAGUGCCCCCAGGCUUCCUAGUACCCCUGUGGAUAGGCCCAGUGCCCCCAGGCUUCCUAGUACCCCUGUGGAUAGGCCCAGUGCCCCCAGGCUUCCUAGUACCCCUGGUUGGGAACCACUGCUCGCUCUAUAGUACGUCUUGAAGCUGUGUUCUUCAAUUUGAUCCUGGGGAUCUUCAAGGUGUGCCAGCUUUUUGUUCUAGCCCAUUAAUCAACAAAUCAUCAAUCCCUUAGUUGAAUCAGGUGUUAUGCCAUGCUGUGGGUUCCUAGGAGUGGAGUGGGGAAUGGCCAGUAGAUGUGACAGCGUUAACAGUGUUGGUCUUGCUGUGUCUCUGCUGUUCCAGGCUGAGAGGACAGUGAAGACCCUCAGAAAGAGUAACAUCUCAGUGGGAGAGGGAGUAAAUUCCACGACGUAUGUCCGAGUCAAGCAGGAGUCCGAGACCCAGGAAGGUGAGUCAAGCCCAGGGCCAGUCUGGUCCAAAACUUUACACCUGGGCCAUGCUCUCCCUAGCCUGUAUAAAUAACAUGAACCAGAGGAUGGCACCAAACCCCUUGUAGAGAUCAGGGGCCUAAUUAAUAAUUGUUGCGUACAUUUCACACAAAAUAUCUGCGUGCGCCAUUUCUGAAAAGUCUGCGCAUGUACAAAAUAUUUAGAUUUAUAAACUUGAUGCACGCCAUACAUACGAAUGUUUCCAUUAUAAAUCACCUGUUACAAUUGACCUGUUGUAAAACUGCGCGCGUGAACUAGUAUUAAAACUCAGGCUGGAAAACGCCCUCCAUUCACCUUUUAUGAUGACAAUAAUGCCCUGGAUUUGCUGUAUAAUUUUGAACUAUUGGCAUUAGGCUACAGCAUGCAAAAGACGAGUUGUUGUUCAAUAUUUAGUUGAUCAAUAGAUUAGGUUUCUAUUUCCUGUCUUGGUAUAGGCUCUGAGAUUAAGUAGGCUAUAAUGUCGAGCUCCUAUCGCACAGCAAUACUGUAGCCUACCCAUACUGUACAAUAUUUUACAUAAGCUACCGGUCUAUUUCAUGUGUUGGCAGAAUGGUUUCAUCUUUAGCAGUAAUUGAUGCUGUAUCUGGAAAAGGACUUGUGUCGCUUUCUGAAAGAGAACCAUGGCAACUUGUUGUGGACCUGUCAGCAGAACGUUUGGAUUCAGCAAUGUUUUGCAUCCACUUUUCCACAAACCUAAAAAUGAUGGACUUCCCGCAAAUUCUGAGACAUUGUCUAGGGCCGGAUACUCCAAAAUAAAAUGCAAUUACAGUAGUAUACAUAGGCCUACUUCAAUGUUAAAUUCGACUGUAUUAUAAAACACGCUGCCUAUGAGAUUGAAACUUGAAAUGCAUAGCCUAUUUAUGUACUAGGCUACUAGGUCCAAUUAAAUGAGAUGCACAUGGUAAUCUGUUUUAUGGCUACUUGGGGAAUAUGAACCCAGAAAAGGUGAGGAAUUUAUUCUGCAAUGGUUAUGAAAAUAUUAAUAUGUCUAUAUUUUAGAUUCUAAAAAUAUUUUUUUUUUGCUCUUCUCACUAACGGGAAAUGGCUGCAUUCUUGUUCAUAUGUUUUCCUGUUUUUUUAUGAACAAGCUUUUCAUCAUAUCCCCCUUUGCACAAAGUUCUUACUUACCAGCUUGCAAUACAAUUCUUACUUACCAGCUUGCAAUACAAUACAAUAUGUCAACCACUAGCAGAGAUGUGUACGCAUUGUCUAAAGUUUUGCGGGGAGGUGAGCAUAUUCUCACGUCAAGUACAUUUUGUAUAAAUGGCAGCUUUUGCGUGAACUGGCUCAUGCACAUUUUGGGCUAUAUUUUGUACAUACAGUGGGGAGAACAAGUAUUUGAUACACUGCCAAUUUUGCAGGUUUUCCUACUUACAAAGCAUGUAGAGGUCUGUAAUUUUUAUCAUAGGUACACAUCAACUGUGAGAGACGGAAUCUAAAACAAAAAUCCAGAAAAUCACAUUGUAUGAUUUUUAAGUAAUUAAUUUGCAUUUUAUUGCAUGACAUAAGUAUUUGAUACAUUAGAAAAGCAGAACUUAAUAUUUGGUACAGAAACCUUUGUUUGCAAUUACAGAGAUCAUACGUUUCCUGUAGGUCUUGACCAGGUUUGCACACACUGCAGCAUGGAUUUUGGCCCACUCCUCCAACAGACCUUCUCCAGAUCCUUCAGGUUUCGGGGCUGUCGCUGGGCAAUACGGACUUUCAGCUCCCUCCAAAGAUUUUCUAUUGGGUUCAGGUCUGGAGACUGGCUAGGCCACUCCAGGACCUUGAGAUGCUUCUUACGGAGCCACUCCUUAGUUGCCCUGGCUGUGUGUUUCGGGUCGUUGUCAUGCUGGAAGACCCAGCCACGACCCAUCUUCAAUGCUCUUACUGAGGGAAGGAGGUUGUUGGCCAAAAUCUUGCGAUACAUGGCCCCAUCCAUCCUCCCCUCAGUACGGUGCAGUCGUCCUGUCCCCUUUGCAGAAAAGCAUCCCCAAAGAAUGAUGUUUCCACCUCCAUGCUUCACGGUUGUACUCAUCCUCCUUCUUCCUCCAAACACGGCGAGUGGAGUUUAGACCAAAAAUCUCUAUUUUUGUCUCAUCAGACCAAAUGACCUUCUCCCAUUCCUCCUCUGGAUCAUCCAGAUGGUCAUUGGCAAACUUCAGACGGGCCUGGACAUGCGCUGGCUUGAGCAGGGGGACCUUGUGUGCGCUGCAGGAUUUUAAUCCAUGACGGCAUAGUGUGUUACUAAUGGUUUUCUUUGAGACUGUGGUCCCAGCUCUCUUUAGGUCAUUGACCAGGUCCUGCCGUGUAGUUCUGGGUUGAUCCCUCACCUUCCUCAUGAUCAUUGAUGCCCCACGAGGUGAGAUCUUGCAUGGAGCCCCAGACCGAGGAUGAUUGACCGUCAUCUUGAACUUCUUCCAUUUUCUAAUAAUUGCGCCAACAGUUGUUGCCUUCUCACCAAGCUGCUUGCCUAUUGUCCUGUAGCCCGUCCCAGCCUUGUGCAGGUCUACAAUUUUAUCCCUGAUGUCCUUACACAGCUCUCUGGUCUUGGCCAUUGUGGAGAGGUUGGAGUCUGUUUGAUUGAGUGUGUGGACAGGUGUCUUUUAUACAGGUAACGAGUUCAAACAGGUGCAGUUAAUACAGGUAAUGAGUGGAGAACAGGAGGGCUUCUUAAAGAAAAGCUAACAGGUCUGUGAGAGCUGGAAUUCUUACUGGUUGGUAGGUGAUCAAAUACUUAUGUCAUGCAAUAAAAUGCUAAUUAAUUACUUAAAAAUCAUACAAUGUGAUUUUCUGGAUUUUUCUUUUAGAUUCCGUCUCUCACAGUUGAAGUGUACCUAUGAUAAAAAUUAAAGACUUCUACAUGCUUUGUAAGUAGGAAAACCUGCAAAAUCGGGUGUAUAAAAUACGUGUUCUCCCCACUGUACGCAUUAUUUUAUAAACCAGGCCCCAGGAGCUAGCACAACAGACUUUGCCAAAUCCUGUUUUACAUUUUGAAUUUCACUCCAGCUCAGAUUGUUAACCCAGUUUUCUGUGAUAUCAAUAGGAAGGUUAUAAUUGUGAAAUGUAUAAAGUGAUGCUGUGGUAUUAACCCUCCUCAUUAUAACACAGAGGACUACCUGCGGUAUGCCCAUGGCCUGAUAUCUGAGUACAUCAGUGAAGACCUGAGCAAAGCCCUCCUCAAGCAUCUCCAGUAUGUACACACAUUAACUGUACUUAGUUUUUAUGCAUUCAUGUUAAAAGCACAAUCUAGAAUUUCAUUUUCAUGUAGCUUCAUUGUAACUGGCACUGAGUAAUUUGAAUUAAAUGGAAACCGCCCCCAAAACUGAAGAUGAGUGGGCAGGUUUGGAGGCAGUCACCACAGAAUUCAAAAAACUCGGUGACAGUUAGAUUUUUUUCAAGACACAUCCCCCACAGUUUACAAACUAGUGCAGGGCCCAGGACAGCACUUUUGACUGGAAAUGUAAUGGUAAUUGAAGUGACAGUUUGUGACAUUAAGACCAUGAUACAAGUGAAAGGUAACACAUUAAGCAGCAUUGUUAGUCUGUAACAGUUUGAUGGUGAGUCAGUAAUCUUCCACGUUCCUCCUGACAGGUUACCUGAGCUCUCAAGCCCUAAGGAGGUGGAGCCCCCCUCGAAGGUAUUUUCUCCAGCUUCUUUGAAUUUGUCAUCACACUGUGUAGUUACAUUUGUAUACAGCAUAUUUCUUCCAAGGUAUGUUUUUCUUUAUUUGGUAAAACAUUUUGUGAAUUUUUUCAAUUAAUUGCUUGCUUUUAGAUAUUGCAGCGUCAGUUGCUUUUCAACUGUGGUGUUCUAUUGAGAUUCACCUGAUGGUUGCAGUGUAGCGGUAGAUUAGUGUGUUCUUAUGCCUGUUUCACGUGUGUUGGUGGGUUUGCGGUAGUCACGGUAUCUUGCGUGUCGCUGGCUUGUCUGGGGUGUGUGUCUGGGAUGUGAUGGUCGGUGUUCUGAGUGGAAAGCAGGGUUAACUGUGUAAGUCCCGUGUUCGGUCGGCAGAAGCGGAAACUGACUGACAAACCAGUGGAGGCGGGAGAGGACUACACCAAAUUCAACAGCUCCGAUUUCACCCGCAAAGUGAGUGAGAUUAGGGGCAGUCUGCACGAAGGGACCCAGGAGAGAAAUGAAGAGGGAGGGGGGGGGUGUUGCCAUUUUGUAACCUUCCAUUUUGUAACAUUCCAUUUUGGACUUUUGUAAGCCUUUUUUGUGUAACAGUUUUCUAGGUAUUGAUAGGAUUUUCGUACCUUACUAAAUGUCAUGUCUUUUUGGUUUUAGUUUUCAAGCUAUGCCUACAUAAUACAUAUCUACAUUUACAUGGCUCUAAAGUGCAACAAUUUUGGCCACAUAUGCUCCUAAAUAUUUUGCUGCGCGACUUUCAAUUAUAAUUUAGGAGCACCAGUGCGCCUAGAAAACAAUCUGCCUGAAAAUAAUUGUUGUAAUGAUUAGGCUUCGCUGUACCGCUGUUUCCGAGUGCCCUAGAGAAAAAAAGCUUGUCUCUAGCCCAAACCGUUCAAAAGUUGUGACCCAUAUUGCUGGCGUUACGUUUUUGGGGAGAUAAAUCUCCAUUAGCAGGCUGCAUUUUACAUUCAUAAACCAUGUCGCGGGCCGUUAACACCUUGAUUAGUCAUGUUACCUCAUUAGCUAGCUAGCUAACAACCUGGUAACUUUAGCAGUAUAUCCAAACAUUUGGGGGCACAGAAAGAAUAGAAAAGGGAUAGCUUCUUCUUCAGGAGAUCACUGGUCAUAGCAAUGAAUGAAUGACAUAUUUGCAUGUCAUCACUCACAAACUUGACAUUCUUUAACAGACUGUACAGUUUUCUAUGUAAUGCAUCUCAAUAGGAAACAGUGCUUUUUUUAGACAAUGUAGAAAUCUAAUAUUCCACAAAUUAAUUUUGAUGACAGGUAUUUGUAUCAACAUUUUAGUUUUUAUAAUAAACAAAUGUCUUUAUAGGGUUACAUAUUUGUUUCUAGGCACAACAUGUGCUUCAAAGUAGCUAGAAUUCAUAUAGGCCCAAUCUAAGCUGUAUCUCAAUCAAUAAAAAAAUAUUAUUUUCUGGGGCUGCUAAAUUUAAUGUGGCGCUCCUAACUUAGUUGGGAGCACCAGUGCUAUCAAUGAAAAUGUAUUUUAGAACCCUGUACGUACAUCCUUUUUUGUCAAGCUAAACCAGUCUACGUGAGUGCAGUGCAGAGGCCUACAAGUAACCUUGUGUAUUCUGUCUGGAAAUGAGUCAUGAUGAUAUGUAAUAACGUUUCAGCCGUCUUCACUCGAGGCGGAUGAGCAAUGCUAUUGACUCUCUUUUCUCCUCCUCCAGCCGCCCAAGAAGAUGAGUGCGGCACAAAAGACCCUGGCCAAGGUGGACAAAACAGGGCAUGAAGAGCAUGUCUGCCUUCUUCAGCCCCAAGGGCAAGGCAGACAAAAACUGAAUGUUAGGAUGAUGCAGCAGUUUGUGCGUGUCAGUGUGUCUGUCUGUCGGUGUGCGUGUACAAUGUGUGUGUCUGUCGGUGUGCGUGUCUACAGUGUGUCUGUCUGUCUGUCGGUGUGCGUGUCUACAGUGUCUCUGUCGGUGUGCGUGUCUACAGUGUGUCUGUCUGUCGGUGUGCGUGUCUACAGUGUGUCUGUCUGUCGGUGUGCGUGUCUACAGUGUCUCUGUCGGUGUGCGUGUCUACAGUGUGUCUGUCUGUCGGUGUGCGUGUCUACAGUGUGUCUGUCUGUCUGUCGGUGUGCGUGUCUACAGUGUGUGUCUGUCUGUCGGUGUGCGUGUCUACAGUGUGUGUCUGUCUGUCGGUGUACGUGUCUACAGUGUGUCUGUCUGUCUGUCGGUGUGCGUGUCUACAGUGUGUCUGUCUGUCGGUGUGCGUGUCUACAGUGUGUCUGUCUGUCGGUGUGCGUGUCUACAGUGUGUCUGUCUGUCAGUGCGCAUGUACAAUGUGUGUGUCUACAGUGUGUCUGUCUGUCUGUUGGGGUGUGUGUGUGUCUCGGUGUGCUUGUCUACAGUGUGUCUGUCUGUCUGUUGGGGUGUGUGUGUGUCUCGGUGUGCUUGUCUACAGUGUGUCUGUCUGUCUGUUGGGGUGUGUGUGUGUCUCGGUGUGCUUGUCUACAGUGUGUGUGCGCGCACACUUGCGCUUUUGGUAAUAAAGAAAAUAACUGUAUUUUUGUCCUUUCAUUUUUUUGUCCUUGAAAAGGAUUGAAUCACCAAACAAUGGGGACGAUGCAGGAAACUCAUCUGUAGCAAUGUGAUUUGAAUUAGCAUUGAGAGGCAGGGUUGAAUCACGUUGUUAGAGUAAGAGGACAAAGCAUAAGAUAAUGAAUAGUUACUAUUCCUUCAAGGUUUGUGGAGUAUGUGAUGGAUACAUGUUUAAACUUGCUGCUCCCACUCAAUUCUUUACUGAGCUCUCAGAUUACUGUAGAUAAUCAGCAGCAGUACAACAUGUGGUCUCAGAUUACUGUAGAUCACCAGCAGCAGUACAACAUGUGGUCUCAGAUUACUGUAGAUCACCAGCAGCAGUACAACAUGUGGUCUCAGAUUACUGUAGAUCACCAGCAGCAGUACAACAUGUGGUCUCAGAUUACUGUAGAUCACCAGCAGCAGUACAACAUGUGGUCUCAGAUUACUGUAGAUCACCAGCAGCAGUACAACAUGUGGUCUCAGAUUACUGUAGAUCACCAGCAGCAGUACAACAUGUGGUCUCAGAUUACUGUAGAUCACCAGCAGCAG
Messenger RNA from Coregonus sp. 'balchen', 10783 nucleotides. NCBI's taxonomy places the organism in Eukaryota, Metazoa, Chordata, Actinopteri, Salmoniformes, Salmonidae. The record is from the annotation of a GenBank genome assembly.